AUGCUUUGCAUUAAACGUUCCAGCUGCUCAACAAUUGGCACUAAAAGAAAUCGUAGCCGCAGCGAGCAAGAAAAGCACCAAGGGUCGACGUUCUUGAGAAGACUGGAUGAUGUUGUGUAUGCUGAUGAACAUCCGAUCCCCGGGAUAUUACCAGUUUCUGCGGAAAAACAAUAUUCUACCACUACCAUAUUUAAAAUCGAAUUACUCAAAAAAGAUUUUGCUACAAAAACACCUCUGCAACGACAUGGCGUACUGCUGCUCGAUGAAAUCAAUCUACGGAAAUCUGUAGCCGUGUGUUCCAAGAAUUUGACUUAUGUCGGCUUGACAGAUUUGGGCGACGAUGGGCUGCGAUCUUCGGACAUAAGCGAACAGGCGACGCAUGGUCUCGUUGUAAUGUUUCAAUUUCUUGCCGAUACUUACACGCAGCCAAUUGCAGUUUUCGCCUCAAAAAAUCCAGUUAAAGGAGAAGAGCUCGCUAAGCUGGUUGUAAAAGGGAUUAUCUAUCUGGAGAGGUGCGGAACGACAAUCCACGGUGUUAUUGCUGAUGGUGCUGCAACAAACCAGAAGAUGUGGUCGCUUCUGAAAGUUAGGGGUACAAUGCAAGACACCAAGACAUGGUUUACUCACCCCUUAGACGAUGAAAAAAAAGUGUUCGUUUUCUCCGACACGCCGCAUGUGAUUAAAAACAUACGAAAUCGGCUGUUGAACCAAAAGAAACUGCGGCUUAAUUCGGAGAACUACAUUCGUUGGCAAUACUUUGAGACGUUGUAUGAGCUCGAUACAAACCAUCCAGGAAAUGCCCGUGCAUGUCCAAAAAUAACGGAGCGACAUGUACACAUGGAUAACGCAUCAAAAAUGCGCGUUCGAUUAGCGACCCAGAUCUUUAGCAACUCUGUCGCGCAAGGGCUAGCGUUCUACUUGUCGCAUAACUGCAAAGCCCUUGCCGGAUUCUAAGCGACGAUUGCAUUUUGCAAACAAGUAAACGACAUGUUCGACGCACUUAAUCGCAAAUUGCCAAAUCAAGGACUUGCUCCGGAAUGUAAUGACUUCAAGGUGUUGAAGGAUUCGUUGCAAUGGCUGAACAACUGGGAAACUGCAAUGGUGAAAAAAGAAAUCAAACCCAAUGAGUUUCUCACUACUACAACAUCGAGAGGGCUUCGGAUCACGCUCCAAUCUACACUACAUAU
This is a messenger RNA of Temnothorax curvispinosus, 1187 nucleotides long. RefSeq lists its product as uncharacterized. The record is from RefSeq and is a predicted model, not a curated record. The coding region runs from base 1 to 954 and encodes 317 amino acids. Lineage: Eukaryota; Metazoa; Arthropoda; Insecta; Hymenoptera; Formicidae. The transcript has 5 exons.